CCACCGCUGCUGCUGUUGCUGCUCCUGCGCCCCGACUUUACCCCAGCCGUGAGCGCCGCGCCCUUUGAGCCCACCUGGGAGUCGCUGGACGCGCGUCCGCUCCCCGAGUGGUUCGACCAGGCCAAGUUCGGCAUCUUCAUCCACUGGGGCGUCUUUUCCGUGCCCAGCUUCGGCAGCGAAUGGUUUUGCUGCAAGACACAGGGAAAGGACACGCGUGACUGAAGACCGGCACAUGACAGUGGUUGCUGCCAAGUGUGGCCCUUGGUGGUCUUAGCGCCCAGAAGAGCCUCCUGGUCAUCUUUGGGGGAGCCUCGCUGACUGUGGAUUUGCUUAUCAUGUGCAAAUACGCUGAGGAAAGGAGAGGAGAUGGAUAAAGUAGAGGUUGGGGCAGAGACAACUCCAUGAGGACUGGCGCUGCUGGGCUCUCUGAGGUGGUAUUGGCAAAACCAAAAGAUACCAAAAUAUGUGAACUUUAUGAAAGAUAAUUAUCCUCCAGAUUUUAAAUAUGAAGAUUUUGGACCACUCUUUACAGCAAAAUUUUUUAAUGUCAGCCAGUGGGCAGAUAUUUUUCAGGCCUCUGGUGCCAAGUAUAUUGUCUUGACUUCCAAACAUCACGAAGGCUUUACCUUGUGGGGUUCAGAGUACUCCUGGAACUGGAAUGCUGUAGACGAGGGCCCGAAGAGGGACAUUGUCAGGGAACUUGAGGUGGCCAUUAGGAGCAGAACCAACCUGCAUUUUGGACUGUACUAUUCCCUUUUUGAAUGGUUUCACCCACUGUUUCUUGAGGAUAAAUCCGGUUCCUUCCAGAAGCAGAAGUUUCCGGCUGCUAAAAUGUUGCCCGAGCUCUACGAGUUAGUGGUCAAGUACCAGCCCGAGGUGCUGUGGUCUGAUGGAGAUGGAGGGGCGCCGGAUUCCUACUGGAACAGCACCGGCUUCUUAGCCUGGCUGUACAAUGAGAGCCCAGUUCGGGACACAGUGGUCACCAAUGACCGCUGGGGAGACCGCUGCAUCUGUAAGCACGGGGGAUACUACACCUGCACGGAUCGCUAUCAUCCGGGUCAUCUCUUGUUCCAUAAGUGGGAAAACUGCAUGACAAUAGACAAGUUUUCCUGGGGCUACAGGAGAGAUGCUGAAAUCACGGAUUACCUCACGAUUGAAGAACUGGUGAAGCAACUUGUGGAAACGGUUGCAUACGGAGGAAAUCUUCUGAUGAACGUCGGGCCCACAUUGGAUGGCACCAUUUCUGCCAUUUUUGAGGAGCGAUUAAGACAAAUGGGGACCUGGUUAAAAGUCAACGGGGAAGCCAUUUACAAAACUCACCCUUGGCGAUUCCAGAAUGAAACUUUCACCCCAGAUGUGUGGUAUACAUCUAAACCUAAGGAAAAAUUAGUCUAUGCCAUUUUCCUUAAGUGGCCCAUUUCAGGACAGCUGGUUCUUGCCCAACCCACUGCUAUUCCAGGGGAAACAGAGGUAAAACUACUGGGACAUGCACAGCCACUUUUCUGGACUUCUUUGAAGCCAAAUGGCUUGAUGGUGCAAUUGCCACGGCUAAGCAUUCAUCAGAUGCCCACUAGGUGGGGCUGGGCUCUCAAACUAACGAACAUGAUGUAAGUGCAGCUGAGAGGCCCCUGCUGCAGUUACCUCUGAACUUGGAAAUGGCAGGUUUCUAUAAUUGUACUACAUGGAGAACGCUAAUGUAAAACUGAUCAAUAAAAAUCAAGAAACUAUUUAGGAAAAUUCUUUCCUAACUUAUUUCCUAAGUUUUCCCUAUUUAACAUUACUAUUUUAAUUUUCCAGUGUACUUUGCCGUUGAAGUUUCUCCAAACUGAAUCUUUUUUCAUGUGUGAGUCAGAGGUGGAAAUGUUUCUGUUUUAUCCUACCUAGGAACUAUUGGUGCUAUCAAUUGAAUUCCUCCCCCCCCCCAUUCUUAUGUUGAAGCCCUAACAGAAGUGUGACUGUAUUUGGAAACAGAGCCUUUAAAGAAGUAAUUAAGGUUAAAUGGGGUCAGAAGGGUGAGGCUCUAAUCCAGCACAACAGGUAUUCUUAUGAAGGAAAGAGACAGAGAAGCCCUGUAAAAAGAUAUAUCAAGAAGGUGACCAUGUGCUAGGGCAAGGAGAGAGGUGCCAGAAGAAUCCAAAUCUGCUGACAUCCUGAUCUGGGACUUCUGGCCUCCAGAACUGUGUGAAAAUAAAUUUCUGUUGAGUUAUCUGGGCUGCGGUUUUUGUCAUGGCAGCCCUGGUUUACAAUGUAGGUGGUAUCCAAUAAACUUGGGCUUAUAUACAUUUCCAA
Molecule: messenger RNA, 2289 nt
Organism: Heterocephalus glaber (naked mole-rat)
Lineage: Eukaryota; Metazoa; Chordata; Mammalia; Rodentia; Bathyergidae
Gene: Fuca2
Product: alpha-L-fucosidase 2
Biological process (GO): fucose metabolic process; glycoside catabolic process
Cellular component (GO): lysosome
Molecular function (GO): alpha-L-fucosidase activity
Source: RefSeq, a predicted model, not a curated record